This is a messenger RNA of Owenia fusiformis, 340 nucleotides long. Lineage: Eukaryota; Metazoa; Annelida; Polychaeta; Sabellida; Oweniidae. The record is from the annotation of a GenBank genome assembly.
AUGUAUGAUCGACUUCGCCUAUAUUUGACUACCCUGGGUAUUUUUGAAGGGGAGACUCCCCACAGUCUUAGAGCAGGUUGUGCAAUUACCCUGAUGCUCUCAGGAGCAGCUAAGUCCUCAUCAGAUAUUAUGAAUCACAUUGGUUGGUUUUCUUAUGAUAGUGUUCAGCACUACUCUAGAUCAGGAAUAAUGAAGGAUUCAUGUAUAACAUCGGAAAAGUUGGCUAAGUCAAUGUCAUCUAGUGAUGAUCCAGAGAAUAUCUAUAAAAAACACUCCUGUGAGACUAACAAUAUUAAACUGUAAGGGACAAUAAUAAGUAAAAAACAAAACAAAACAAAAC